Messenger RNA from Petromyzon marinus (sea lamprey), 12563 nucleotides. It is a transcript of the gene APC2, whose product is annotated as APC regulator of Wnt signaling pathway 2. Gene Ontology annotation, molecular function: microtubule binding; beta-catenin binding; gamma-catenin binding. Gene Ontology annotation, biological process: Wnt signaling pathway; negative regulation of microtubule depolymerization; cell fate specification. The record is from RefSeq and is a predicted model, not a curated record. Lineage: Eukaryota; Metazoa; Chordata; Hyperoartia; Petromyzontiformes; Petromyzontidae. Gene Ontology annotation, cellular component: catenin complex; beta-catenin destruction complex; cytoplasmic microtubule.
AGCGUGGGCAGCAGCGUGGGCAGCUGUGCGGGCAGCUGUGCGGGCAGCAUGUGCGGCGGGGUUGCCAGUUACAUUCCAGAGACAACGCUCCGGCCACUCCAGAGCCUGCGAGCAAUGCAAUUGUCACGAACCACCUCUGUUAGUCUUUAAUAAUUGAUCGGCCCUAAUGCAGGGGCAUCAAAUAAAUUAAUAAAUAAACCCACACGCGAGCGUCGGGCCUCUGAUGAUGUCAGCCGCUUGCUCCGUCUCGCCAGAAACGGGGCGAGUGGCACAGAAGAGGAGCGCGUGCGUGCACACGGCUCCUUGCUCGCCUCUGCUCCGCGCCCUCCGGGAGGCGGGGGUGAGGGAGUGGCUCUCUCUCUCCGCGCGUGCGUGAGCACAGCGCCGGCGCGCUGCGCAGAGCGGCUGCGGGGGGGAUGGCGGCACGCGUCUGGCUCCGUGUGGAAUCGUAGCGGCGCCGUCGUCGCCUGCCACGCGGGAUCCUUGGCGCUGCCGCCGACGGAAGAGGGCUUUGAAUUGGAAUUGGAUCGGCGCCGGUGAUGUUAUUUAAUCGCUGUAAUUGGCGACGUAGGGGUUUAUUUUUUACUUGCAUUUUCUUUUGCACAAUUGCCGUUUUCGUCGGCAGAAUAGGCUGGAUUAGACGUCUACAUCGGCGUGCGCUCUAGAGUGGGGGGCGGGGGGCGCCCUGCGUUUGAGCAACGUGCUGGCCGCAUCGGCGAGCGAGACGCACGGUCGCUGCUUCUUCGCUGCUCCGGCGGUCAGGCGGGCAGCCGCGAGGCGACACCGCUGGUGACGCCGAGAACGAGAGAGAGAGCGAGAGAGAGAGAGAGAGAGGGAGGGCGCGAGGGAUUUUGCCGAGCCGGCAAUCGGUGCCAAGCUUCCGCCGGCCGUCGAGCCGCGAGAACGACAGCUGCCUCCCUAAUGCGGCAGCCGGGGGUGGUGCGGGGGGCGGCGCUGGGAAAGUUGCAAGGACGUGCGCUGACGCCGCUUCACCGCUGUGCCUUUGCCGUCGCUGCCGGCGGAGAGGGCUCGGCGGUUUGAGCUCGUCGGUGGUGGCCGGCCGUGCGGCGCUCUUCAUCCCGGGAGCCGCGCGCGUUCGCUCGAGGGAAAGAGGCGAGGCCCUCGCCGCUGGGCGCCUCGCGGGAAGCUGCCAGUCCGUGCGGGGACAAGCCUCGUCGAAGGGAUCCACGAAAUAAAAUGACGUGCGCCGGGCCCUGCGCUGUGAUUCUGCGUCCUUAAGGACACGGUCGGGCGGAUCCAAUUAACAUUAAUCUGCAAGACGGCGAAUUGCACGAGCGCACGAGCGACGCGUCGAAUAGCAGGCUCUUCUCUCGUCUGCUGCAUCCGUCCUUCGGGAAGUUGCCCCAUCAGCAAAAAUUGCGUGCAUUAGUGCGGCGCUCCCUCGCUCCUCAUUUGCAUACCUGUUGUGUCCACGCGAAAAGAAAAAAAACCCGUUAUCCUCUUCAGAGACAAAACCCAGCGAGCGGCGGUGAGCGUCGAGGGCCUGCCGGUGCUUGUGGCGCCGAUCGCACCGCGCGUCCGGCAAACAAAUGAAUUGGCCUCGUUCACCGACAGUUUAUGCAAAGUAGAGACGCCCGUUCUGCAAAACCUCUCUGCCUGCUGCUGCUGCUGCCUGCUUGCGUGCAAUAGUCAGGGAAGCAACAACAAGAGACUGGCCUUCUGCGUGGGGUGAAGGACACGGCCGGGGCCGAUGCGAAACGUGGGCAGGGUGGCAACGUCACUUGCAGAGAUUGACAACAACCAAUCCCUCCCCCCUGCGAGGAGCCCAUCUCUGGGCGCGUGUGGCAGAACGGCCGUGGCAUCGCACCGCGAGCACUCGGCUGGAGGACUGGAGACCUCGGAAAGCGACGCCGCUCGGACGAGCCCCCCCCCCUCCACCGCUCUCCGUGUGACAGCCCCAGAUUCCCGGACGUGCGAUUGGGGAAAUUCCUGCGGGGAGUUUGAGGAGGUGCUCAAGCAGCUUCAGAGCAGCGUGAAGGGAGACACGCUGGAGAUGGCGGCGGCAGCCACACCCGAGGCCCUGCUCGAUCGUCUGAAGGACCUGGAGGGCGUGUGCCGUGGCGGGGUGAAGCUGCGCUCAAAGGUGGUGCUGUGCAGCAACGGUGGCGACGGAUCGCCGCUGUCGAGCCGCUCGGGCGACAGCAGCCCGACCGCGGGCGGCGGCGGCGGCGGCAGCAGCAGCAGCACCGCAUCGGCGGGCACGACCGGGGCGGGUGGGCACAAACCGCGGAGCUGCCUCAACGGCAGCCGAAGGAGCGCGGGUUACCUGGAGGAGCUGGAGAAGGAGAGAUCUCUACUCCUGGCUGAGAUCGAGAGAGAGGAGCGCGAGAAGGACUGGUACUACGCGCAGCUCCAGAACCUCACCAAGCGUAUCGACGGGCUCCCGCUCACCGACGGGCACUACCUGCAAACGGACGUGACGCGCCGAGAGCUGGAGCUGGAGGCUCAGAACAUCCGCACCGCGAUGGAGGAGCGGCUGGGCACCUGCCAGCAGAUGGCGCAGAGAGCACAGGUGGACGUGCUGCGCAUCAAGGAGAUCGACCAGGAGAUAGCGCGCGUGCGCCAGCUGCUGCACGAGGCCCAGGGCGUAGGCAGCGACGGCGAGAGCUCUGGAGGGCAGGAGCACGACGUGGGCAGUGUGAUGAGCUUCAGCAGUACCUGUUCGUUACCGCGGCAACCGGCGAGCCACCUGGGUACCAAGGUAACGGAGGACGUCAGAGUUCAGGUGGAGAUGGUCUACUCGCUGCUGUCCAUGCUGGGCACGCACGACAAGGACGACAUGUCGCGCACGCUGCUCGCCAUGAGCAGCUCGCAGGACAGCUGCAUCGCCAUGCGACAGUCGGGCUGCCUGCCGCUGCUCAUCCAGCUGCUGCACGGCAACAACAAGGACUCGUCGCUGCUCGGCGCCGCCAAGGGCAACCGGGAGGCGCGGGCGCGCGCCAGCGCGGCGCUCCACAACAUUGUGCACUCGCAGCCCGACGACAAGCGCGGCCACCGCGAGAUGCGCGUCCUCCACCUGCUCGAGCAGAUCCGCGCCUACUGCGAGGCGUGCUGGGAGUGGCAGGACGGCAGGGAGGCCGCCGGCGGCGGCGCCGCAGCGUCCGCCAUCGCCGCCGACGUCUCGUCCGUCGGCAAGCCGUCGCCGGUGGAGAAUCAGAUCGGGCCGGCGAUCUGCGUGCUCAUGAAGCUCUCGUUCGACGAAGACCACAGGCACGCCAUGAACGAGCUCGGUGGACUGCAGGCGAUAGCCGAGCUGCUGCAGGCUGACUGCGAGAUGUUUGCGAUGACGAGCGACCAGUACAACGUCACGUUGCGGCGCUACGCCGGCAUGGCGCUCACCAACCUGACGUUCGGUGACGUCGCCAACAAGGCCACGCUGUGCUCGAUGCGGGGCUGCAUGCGUGGCAUGGUGGCCCAGCUGAAGGCUGACAGCGAGGAUCUCCGACAGGUGAUCGCCAGCGUCCUGCGCAACCUCUCGUGGCGAGCGGACGUCACGAGUAAGAAGAUCCUGCGGGAGGUGGGCAGCGUCUCGGCCCUCACCAAGUGCGCCCUGGAGGUGAAGAAGGAGUCGACGCUCAAGAGCGUGCUGAGCGCCCUCUGGAACCUGUCGGCCCACUGCACGGAGAACAAGGCGGACAUCUGCGCGGUGGUGGGCGCGCUGGGCUUCCUCGUGGACACGCUGGCCUACCGCAGCCAGACCAACACGCUCGCCAUCAUCGAGAGCGGUGGCGGCAUCUUGCGCAACGUCUCCAGCCUCAUCGCCACCAACGAGGACUACAGGCAAACCCUGCGUGAGCACAACUGCCUGCAGACGCUGCUGCAGCACCUCAAGUCGCACAGCCUGACCAUCGUGAGCAACGCGUGCGGCACGCUCUGGAACCUGUCGGCCCGCAACGCGCGCGACCAGGAGGCGCUCUGGGACAUGGGCGCCGUCGCCAUGCUCAAGAACCUCAUUCACUCCAAGCACAAAAUGAUCGCCAUGGGCAGCGCCGCCGCCCUGCGCAACCUCAUGGCCAACCGGCCCGCCAAGUACAAGGACGCCAACAUCCUGUCACCAGACUCCGGCAUGCCCACGCUCGCCGUGCGCAAGCAGCGGGCGCUGGAGGCCGAGCUGGACGCCCAGAACCUAACGGAAACUUUCGACAACAUCGACAACCUCAGCCCCAAGGCGCAGCACCGCAGCAAGUCGGCGCACAAGCCCCAGCGGCACGGCCUGGUUAGCGAGUACGUGCUGGACGGCGGCGGCGGCGGCGGCGGGCGCAAGAACGGCGUGAACGUGUGCCGGGCGGACGCCGCGGCCGGCGGCGGAGGCGAGCCGGCGGCGCUGUCGCCGUUCGUCAACUCGCCGCUGCUGCACGGGCACCACCACCACAACCUGUACCCCAAGGAGCGGCACCACCUGCCGGCCGAUGGUGCCAAGGGGGAGUCGCCGGCGCUGGGCGCGGAGCGCGAGCCGAGGGCCGCGGACGCGUACCGCGUCGGCGGCGCGAUGGAGGCGGUGCCGGACGUGAGCAAGCACUCCCGCGUUGCCUGGGCCAUCGAAGAUGCCGCGGCGGCGGCGGCGGGAAGCUCGGCGUCCUCCGUCGACGGGGCGAGGUCGCUGUCGUCGGACGGACGCGGGGGCGGCACCUCGUACCUGCAGGCCAACGCGCCCGGCUACGGCAAGGCGGACGGGCAGAGCCGCGGCUUCCAGUACCACUACGGCGGCGUCGAGUUUAAGGCGGCGCACAGGGACGGAGGCCGAGCCGGUGGGAAGAAUGCACACUCCAAAGGCGCGUCGGGGAAGGCGCCGUCCGAUUCUGCGGCUUUCGAGAAGGAGAAGGGGAAGUACCACAGCUACGGCAAGUACCCGCCCGACCUGGCGCAGAAAAUUCACAGCGCCAACCACCUGGAUGAGAACGACUCGGAGACGGACACGCCCAUCAACUACAGCCUCAAGUACUCGGACGAGCAGCUGAACUCGGGCCGGCAGAGCCCGAGCCGCGGCAGCGACGUGUGGGUGCGGCAGAAGCAGGAAGCCGAGAGCGGCGACAAGCAGAGCGCGGAGAAGGGCCUCGCCGGCCAGUUCCCCGGCUACUGCAAGCGGCCGCAGUACACGCCGCAGCACCAGGCCGCCGCGCAGUUCUACCCGAUGCGGCCGGGCGGCGGAGAUGGCGGCGGCGGCGGCAAGAGGGAGCCACCCGUCGAGCGGCGCAUCAACGCGGCAGACUGCCAGGACGACGACUAUGAGGACGACAAGCCGACGAACUACAGCGAGCGCUACUCGGAGGAGGAGAAUCAGGAGGAGGAGGAGGCGGCGGCACUCGGCGGGUACCGAAUUAAGCUGCCGGAGAAGGGGCGCGUGCGGGACGAGCCCAUAGACUACAGCCUCAAGUACCCGGCGGAGUACGGCCCGACGGGGCACAAGCUCUUCAUGGGCGUGAAAAAGAUGAGCGCCGAGAAGGAGUCGGCGCACGUGGCCGGCAAGCCCGCCAACGUACGCGUCAGCAAGCUGGCGGCGCGCGACGGCAACGCGGCGGCGGGGGCGGCCGGCGAGCCCGGCCAGGGCCUGUACGCCAACAGGCAGGCGGCCAGCGGCGACAAGAUGCAGACGUUCUGCCUGGAGGGCACGCCCAUCUGCUUCUCGCGCUGCAGCUCGCUGUCCUCGCUGAGCAGCGCCGACGACGGCAUGGAGACGUCGCAUCACCCGCCGAGCGGGAAGUCCGGCGCCGGCCGGGCCAACGUCCGGAUCGUCGACCUGGCGGAGGACGGCGCCAGGGAAGAGGAGAGCCCCGAGCCGUCGCCGGCGGCGCGGCGCGCCAAGGCGGCGCGGCACCACGGCGAGGGGGCGCAUCACAAGACGGUGGACUUUUCGGGCGCCAAGUCGCCGUCCAAGUCCGGUUCGCAGACGCCCAAGAGCCCGCUGGACCACUACGUGCAGGAGACGCCGCUGGUGUUCAGCCGGUGCAGCUCGGUCAGCUCGCUGGACAGCUACCCCGACUCGUCUAUCGCCAGCUCCAUCCAGAGCGACCCCGUGAGCGGCACGGUGAGCGGCGUCAUCAGCCCCAGCGAGCUGCCCGACAGCCCCGGGCAGACCAUGCCGCCCAGCCGCAGCAAGACGCCGCCGCCGCCGCAGCUGCGGUCGGAGCGGCCGGAUGACGAUGACGAGGGCCGCGAGGGGCCCGGCGGCGCCGGCGCCAAGCCGGACGGGGGCCGGCAGCCGUGGCGCGGCAAGGCGGACGCCGGCGCGCAGGGCACGCAGUCGCGGGACUCGCUGCUGCACUUCGAGACGGAGGCGACGCCGGACGGGUUCUCGUGCGCGUCCAGCCUCAGCGCGCUCAGCAUGGACGAGCCGCUAAUCGCCAAGGACCUGGAGCUGCGCGGCGCGGCGCUGGCGGCCGUCGAGGAGGAGGCGGCCGCCGAGGCCGCGUCGCCGGAGGCGGCGCAGAACUCGUCGGCGCCGGCGUCGGCCGAGCGGGCGCGCCGCGGUCGCCGCGCCGAGGAGAGCAGCAACGCGGAGGCGCUGGAGGACUCGGAGGACGACUCGAACAUCCUUGAGGAGUGCAUCAACUCGGCGAUGCCCACAAAGUCCACGGCGGCCAAGCAGAAGAAGGACGCGGCCGCCGCCCCGUCGCACAAGGCGUCGGGCGCGAAGGGCCGCACGGCGGCGACGGCGGCGGCGGCGCCCAAGAAGCCGAGCCAGCUGCCGCUGUACCAGGCCCGCGGCGGCACGCGCCUCCCCGUGCAGGCGCCCAAGCACGUGAGCUUCACCAGCGAGAUCUUCAACCGGGACGUGCCCAACGUGUACUGCACGGAGGGGACGCCCAUCAACUUCUCUACGGCCACGUCGCUCAGCGACCUCACCUUCGAUUCGCCGCCCAACGAGGCGACCGGCGACGCCGCCGAGAAGCGAGACGCCGUCCCCACGGAAGGGCGCAGCAACGACGAGGAGGAGGGCGGCCGCGCCGCCGCGGGGAGCCCCGGCGCCGGCGGCGCCAAGUCGUCGGAGAACGACAUCCUCGCCGAGUGCAUCAGCUCUGCGAUGCCCAAGGGAAAAAGCCACAAACCGCACCGGGUCAAGAAGAUCAUGGACCAAAUGCAGCAGGGCCCGGCGGCCGGGGGAGAAUCGGCCAAGUCGAAGCUGCCCUCCCUGCGCUCGGCGGCGCAGGGCCGCCUGCUCCUGCAGCCGACGCCGGCGAGCGACUCGCUCAAGACGUACUGCACUGAAGGGACGCCCGUCAACUUCUCCACGGCCACCUCGCUCAGCGACCUGACCGCGGACGACACGGCGGAGCGGCGCGAGGGCGUGGAAGCGGCGCCGGCGCCGGCUAGGAGGCCACCAGCCAGGCACGAGGCGCGCAGGGGCGGCCACCAGGGCCCGCCGGCGGCGGCGGCGGCGCGCGAAGAGCAGCCGCGGCCCGGCUUCUCAUCGGACUCGCCGCUCCACUUCACGCCCAUCGAGGGCACGCCGUACUGCUUCUCGCGCAACGACUCGCUCAGCUCGCUCGACUUUGAGGACGACGAGACGGACCUCGCCGGCGACAAGGCGGGACUCAAGACGGACGGGGCGGCGACCGACGCUCCCUCGGGGGGGCCGAGGGGUCCCGAGGACAGAACGGCGGCCAGGGGCCCGGGGAAGAAAUCGGGAGAGGCCAGCGCCGUCGGAAGAGGCGGUGGUUACCACAAGGGCCCCAAGUCGGGGCCGCCGGCCGCCAAGGGCGUGCACAAGCCGGCGGCCAUCCCGGAGGAGGGCCAGAAGCUGGGAACAAAGCUGCCCAAGGGACUGCCGAAGCUAGUGGCGACGAGCCAGCUGCCGCGUGCUGAAAAGAACGCGGACAAGAGGGGGAGCGGCCUGGAGGAGCAGGUGCAGAGGUUCGCAGUGGAGGACACGCCCGUGUCCUUCUCGCGCAACUCCUCGCUGAGCUCGCUGAGCGACAUCGACCGUGACAACAACAACCGGGGAGGGGCGCGCACGGCCGGCGGCGGCGAGGGGGGCGGCGCCGCGGAGAGGCCUCCCGCGCAGGCCAAGGCCGAGCCGUCGGCCUACGCUCCGCGGGCGUUCCGCGUGGAGGACACUCCCAUGUGCUUCUCGAGGAACAGCUCGCUGAGCUCGCUGAGCGUCGACUCGGAGGACGACCUGCUGCAGGAGUGCAUCUCGUCGGCCAUGCCGCAGCGGCGCAAGCAGCAGCACGCGCGCAAGGCCGAGGCCGAGGAGCAGGGGGCGGCCGGCGGCGGCGCCCCCGACCCGUCCGUCAGAAGGUUGAGAGCGCGCGGGCAGGAGGCGGCCGUGAGGGACCACGGUCCCGGCACCGUGGAGCCGGAGAGGGACAACGAGGGAGCGGCCGAGAACCACAAAGGUGGGGUCCCCGUGGAGCGGUUCGACAGCCCCAGCUCGGAGAAGAUCGGCUCGCCCGAUUCGGAGAGCUUCGACUGGAAGGCCAUCCAGGAGGGCGCCAACUCGAUCGUGAGCAGCCUGAACCAGGCGGCCGCGUGCCUGUCGCGGCGCGCCUCCUCCGACUCGGACUCGAUCCUCUCGCUCGUGUCGGGCCUCUCGCUGGGCUCGCCGCUCCACAUGACGCCCGAGCACGAGAACAAGUCGCUGUCCGGCGGCCGCGGCGGCAGCCCUCGCAUCGUCAAGGCCGCGGAGAAGGGCGGCGGCGGCGGCGGCGGCGGCGAGCGGCGCAAGGGAGACGAGGAGGCGGCCCCCAAGGUCGUCAAGGGAGGCAAGAAGGUGUACCGGAGCGGCAUCACGGGGAAGGCGCGGCCCAGCUCGGACUCGGCGGUGCCGUGCCUGUCUCGCCCCGCUCAGCCGCCGGCGGCCACGGUGCCCGUCGUGACGCGGGGCCGGGCCACCACACCGUCGCCGGGUCUCAGGAACCCCUCCCCUACUGCCAGCCCCGCCCCGAAGAAGCCGAUGGCCAAGACGCCGGUCGGCUCGAAGAGCCCGGCGUCGGCGCGCGCGCCGGCCGGCCCGAGCCGUUCCAUCAGCGCGCCGGCGCGCUCCGACACGAGCUCCGCGGCGAGACCGGCCCUGAGCUUGGGCCCCGUGACGCCCAAGGCCGCGGGCUCGCGGCUGGAGCAGCUGGCCGGCGCCCGCAUCCUCCAGUCGCCCGGGCGGAAGUCGCUCUCUCCGGGGCGCGCCUCCACGUCGCCCGGACGCAACUCCUUCCCGUCGGGCCGCGGCGGCGCACGCGGCGCCGCGGCGGGGGGGAGGGGCGGGCAGACGUCGGCCGGCACGUCGUCCCCCAACGCCCCCUCGUCGCGAUCGUCCAGCUCGGGGAACCUGGCCUGCCUGCCGACCAGCGGUAACCUGUCCUGCCUGCCCUCCAGCCGCUCGCUGGGCUCCUCCACGCCCCCGCGGCAGAUCACGCCGCCCAAGGGCGGCGGCGCGGCGGGGAGCAGGGUUGACGGGAACGGGGCCGCCGGACGGCCGGAACCCGCGGGCGCCCGGGGAUCCCCCGGAGCCAAGAUGGUGGCGCAGACGAGCGGCAGGAGCGGCGGCAUCCCGGCGAAGCGCGUGGAGCUGGCGCGGAUGUCGUCCACCAGGUCGAGCGAGAGCGAGUCGGAGCGAUCGGAGAAACCCGCGCUGGUGCGGCAGUCCACCUUCAUCAAGGAGACGCCGAGCCCGGACCUCCGCAAGAAGCUGAAGGAGUCGGCGUCGUGCGAGUCCGUGUCGGGGCUGCCCGAGCUGUCGCCCAACUCGGAGCGGGGCCUCGAGGAGAGGGGGGGCGGCGCGGGGGGAGCGGAGGAGCGCGCCGGCAACGGCGCCCGAGCGCGGCCGAGCCGAUCGCAGUCGCGCAGCCCCACUCGCGUCCCCACGGGCCGCUCGGGCACGUGGAAGCGCGAGGGCAGCAAGCACAGCUCUUCGCUGCCCCGCGUGGGCACCUGGCGGCGGGUGGGCAGCUCCUCCUCCAUCCUGUCCGCCUCGUCCGAGUCGUCGGAAAAGACGAGGAGCGAGGACGCGAAGCCUCGGCAGGGGGCGGCGGUGUUCAAAGCCCUGGGAGGAGGAGGAGCCAAGGGUCACCCUCCCAACGGCGGGAAAGCCCGUCCGGACAAGCUUCACCCAAACGCGCAGGCUGGCCAGGCGGCGACUGAGAAGCGCGGCAAUGCGCUGCAGUCUGGCCAGCACUUGACAACGGACAGGGCCUCCAAGACGGGCCCCGUGCACGGGACGGGAAUCUCAGACGGCCCGUCCGGUGGGGAGAGCGGCCACCGGUCGCGGGGCACCUGGCGGAAGCUCAGAGACGCGGCGGACGUGAGCGCGUCGCCGCCGCCGCCGCCGCAGCAGCAGCGGACCGUGGAAGCCAACCACGAGCCGGCGCUGCAGAUGGCGCCCGCCGUCUCCAAGACGGAGGACGUGUGGGUGCGCAUCGAGGACUGCCCCAUCAACAACCCGCGCUCGAGCAAGUCGGCGAGCGGCAGCGACGGAGCCGCCACGUCGCCCGACAAGACGAGCCAGUCGGGCCUGGACGACUUCUCGGAGGGCGGAACGUGCAGCAGAGACGCGUCGACGCUGAGCCUCAACCACGAGGCCGACGGCGGCGACGGCGAGCGGGAGCGCCCGCCGUCCGCCGGGCAGCAGUCGCCCGAGCUGGAGUCGCAGCCGACGCUGAGCGAGAAGACGCCGUUCAGCUCCAACAGUUCGAGCAAGCACAGCUCCCCGAGCGGCGCCGUCUCCGUGCGCGUCACGCCCUUCAACUACGUGCCGAGCCCGCGCAAGUCCAGCGCCGACGCCAGUAGCGGGGCCGGCGGCGGCGGCGGCGGCGUCGUGGUGGCGGCGGCCAGGCCGUCCCAGAUUCCCACGCCCGUUGUUGGCAAGCGGCACGAGGAGCCGAAGGCGGAGGGCGGCGGCGGCGGCGACGCCGACGACGCCAACACCAAGCUGCACUCGGGGUCGUACCUCGUCACGUCCGUGUGAGCCGGGGGGGUCGCGACGCCUUCGCGUGCCGCCGCCGCCGCCCGCGGUGUCGCCGAUUAUGACGAUGAAAAUAAUAAUCCCGACGAUGAUCGAACUGCGGUGAACACGCCAAGGGUGUGGGAGGGGGGGUGGGGGGAUGGGUUUGCACUUUUUUUCUGUUUGUGCGUGACGAGAGCGAUGCGUUAGUGUGGGUGGAACCGCGACAAAAUAAAUCAAGGUGUACGUUUUUACCUAGAAUUUGCAAUGUGAAGUGCGUUCCAAGGAAGUUAACUUAAACGGUGGAACUCACUUUUAUUUAUUGAACAAAAAAAAGUUCAAACCAACUUACGAAUUAUUUGAAGUUUUAAUCGACUCAUUUUGACUACUUGAUAGUAGGCUGUGUUUUUUCCAGAUCUCACCCCCCCCUCCCCCACCCACCCCUCGAGUUGAAUCUUGAUCCUGGGCUUGUCGUGGUUUCUCAGUGUUUACUGUCGCAAUGGCAUGCUGCUGCUGCUGCUGCACUCCGGGCAGGCAUAACGGUUUGUACAUAACAAUGGAUUGUGUCUCGGUGUGUUGUGGGGUUUCUUUUCUAUUUUACACCCCCCAAUGACCUUUUCGUAAGUUUUAGUUCCUCUGGGCUCACCCCACAAGCCAUAAAUCCACCCCUUCACCACUACAACUACUACUGCUGUCAGCGCUCGCGAGUCUUACUAGGCAGUGCUCGUGUAACCACUGGAAACACACUACUCGUCCUCAUUUGCGGGAUGCUUUAAAGGGCGAUUGUACAGCCUGGUCAAUAUUUAAUGCGUACAACGCGCGUCUUUGUUCCUGUAGCCGGCGUUCCGGCGGUCUGCAAGAGGGGUACUUUGCGGGACGUCGCCACGCUUGCGAGCGCGACGGCGCGCAGGCGUUGGUGCCGUCGAGGAGAAUUCUGCAGCGGUCUGGGGGUCACGUAGCAGUGUGUGUCGUCUGUUGUGUAACAAGUAGCUUUUCACUCGUGUAAUUAUGAUUGUCAGCAAUUGACCUCGGUGUUGAACUGCCCUUUCAAGAGUAUUAUGACGAACAUGGAGACCGCCGCCCAUUGGCAGGACUCCCCGUGAGCGAACCGUGUGCGAUUUAAAACGUACGAUAAACUUAACGACAGGGGCCUGAGUUUUUAUCUCGCCGUUCCAUCUAAUUUAUUGUUCAUCGACGAGGCCAAACCUGGCUUGCGAUUGCCAACUCUUCCCUCCUCCGCGGCGACGUUAACACCAUUUUGGCCCCGCCGCCUUUCUCCUUCGUAGUCGCGAGCGGGGCCCAAACGAGACGGCCAAUCUUUCCCUCGCGGGUCGGCGGCUCGCCAUCGUCGCUGAAGGCGUCCCGACACUUGACUCGGCAGCGCUUUUGCUUUAAGAGACGGGGAAAGGGCUGAGACGGACGGUCCCGAGGACACGCGUUUGCACACAGGGAUUGCUUCGAGACGCAAGAGCUUAGCUGCCAGGCUGUACUCCCUAACCCCCCCCCCCCCCCAUUCUCCCGUUCGUUUAUGCAGAAGUAGACGUGGAAACCAUUGUGCGAACUACCCUGAAUGUAUGAGAUUUUGCUUUUUUAAUGCGCUGUACUCCAGUCUAUAUGAGGAAUUGUUAAUGUAAAUGAGUUAAUUGACAAUAAAUUGGUAUAACCUGCA